This is a messenger RNA of Microthlaspi erraticum, 1179 nucleotides long. NCBI's taxonomy places the organism in Eukaryota, Viridiplantae, Streptophyta, Magnoliopsida, Brassicales, Brassicaceae. The record is from the annotation of a GenBank genome assembly.
AUGGAGAAGGUGAACAUCGAGCCAUGUGUGAAGAUGGACACCCAAACCCUUGAUCUUCUCAAGAUAAGAGAUGAUGUCACAUGGUACAUAAGGAAGCUAGGCUUGAGCAAGCUCUUCAAGCUAGAGUGUAGUGAGUACUCACAACUCACCAAGGAGUUCCUCUCCACAGUAGCUCUUGCCUUUCCCAACCACAAUGGAGACCAACCAGCUGGUGAUGGACUCCUACUCUUCAAGAUAGGCGAUGCCAAUGGGCGCAUCUCCAUCUCAGCUCUAUGCCAACUCUUUGGACUUCCCAAUGAGACAGCACAUGACUUCAAGGAGAACUCAAAGAGGAAACAAGCUGCCUUUGCUGAUUGGACACACUUUGCCAAUGAACCAUUCUUGCCUUCAAGGUCAAAGGUGUCUAGAAUCACUCAUCCAGCCAUUCGCUAUGUGCACCGCCUCAUCUCCACCACUUUCCAAUGCAAACAAGAAGCCAACAAGGUCACAACUGAUGAGUUCUACAUCCUCACCACACCAUUCAUCAAGCAUGAGUACAAGGCCAACCUUGGACUUUUACUUGCCAAGACAUUCAUCAAUGUGAGGAAGCUAGCUAAAGACUUGGAAGGCAACAAGAAGCUUUGUGUUCGUUUUGGGAGGCUUAUCACGGCCAUAGUACUGCAUGUGGGGAUUGACAUUCCCAACUAUGAGCCACUACCCAAGCCAACCCCUUUGGAUCUCCAUGCUCUUCAGCACAUCCACUUCCUAAACCGUUGGACUAAAGACCCAACUCGCCUACGCUCAGGAGUUGUCACUUUCCAGCCCAAUGAGGAAGACUUCUAUGUUCCAUCAAGUGAGAAACCAUCAUUCCCCAUGCUCACCUAUCGCACACUUCAGCAUGCAGUCAAGACUCAACGCCGCAUCCAAGAACGCCAUGUUCUCACUACUGGCAUGGCUGCGCACCAAGCUCUAGACCGUGUUAACAAGCUGGAGAAGAUAGUGGAAUGCCAAUCUCGCUUCAUCUCGCGCCUAGUCCGCGUAGUUCGCCACAUUGCACCGGAGAGACUCUUUCGCCCUUCUUCCACCGCUAGAGAGCCAUAUGAGCCUGACCUUGGUGAGUUCUCACUAGACUCAGAGCUUGGUUCAGAAGGCGAUGACCCCAUAGAUGAGGAAGAGAGUUCUUCUCACUGCCACACAUAG